Messenger RNA from Elephantulus edwardii (Cape elephant shrew), 951 nucleotides. RefSeq names its product olfactory receptor 52A5-like. Gene Ontology annotation, cellular component: membrane. The transcript has a single exon. Gene Ontology annotation, molecular function: olfactory receptor activity; G protein-coupled receptor activity. NCBI's taxonomy places the organism in Eukaryota, Metazoa, Chordata, Mammalia, Macroscelidea, Macroscelididae. Gene Ontology annotation, biological process: G protein-coupled receptor signaling pathway. The record is from RefSeq and is a predicted model, not a curated record. Bases 1 to 951 code for a protein of 316 amino acids.
AUGCUCACGACCAAUGGCUCAGUCUUCAUACCCUUCAUAAUGACACUGGUUGGAAUUCCUGGCCUGGAGCCAGUACAGUGUUGGAUUGGGAUUCCAUUCUCUGCCAUGUACAUCAUUGCUGUCAUUGGAAAUUCCCUUAUCUUGUCUAUAAUCAAAUCUGAAAAAAGCCUCCAUAAACCCAUGUACAUAUUUUUAGCUAUGUUAGGGGGCACAGACAUUGCACUUAGCACUUGCAUCCUUCCCAAAAUGCUAGGAAUCUUCUGGUUUAAUUUGCCAGAGAUUUAUUUUGAAGCCUGUCUGCUGCAAAUGUGGCUUAUUCACUCAUUUCAAGCCAUUGAAUCUGGUGUCCUACUGGCAAUGGCAUUGGACCGCUAUGUGGCCAUUUGUUAUCCACUGAGACAUGUCACUAUCUUUUCACAGCAACUUAUGUCUCGUAUUGGAACUGGAGUGACACUCAGAGCUAUCAUUCUUACAACACCAUCCAUUAUGCUUAUUCGAUGCUGUCUUAAACUCUACAGAACUACAAUCAUCUCCCACUCUUAUUGUGAGCACAUGGCCCUUGUGAAGCUGGCUAUUGAAGAUAUCCGGGUCAACAAGAUAUAUGGCCUAUUUGUUGCCUUCGCCAUACUGGGAUUUGACAUAAUCUUUAUUACCUUGUCCUAUGUUCAAAUCUUCAUCACUGUCUUUCAACUGCCUCAGAAGGAGGCCCGAAUCAAGGCCUUUAACACAUGCAUUGCCCACAUUUGUGUCUUUCUUCAGUUCUACCUUCUUGCUUUCUUUUCUUUCUUUACACACAGGUUUGGUUCCCACAUACCACCAUAUGUUCAUAUUCUGUUAUCAAAUCUUUACUUGUUAGUCCCACCAUUUCUCAACCCAAUAGUCUAUGGAGUGAAGACCAAACAGAUUCGUGACCAGGUCUUAAAAUUGUUAUUCUCUAAAAAAACCUCUUGA